Molecule: messenger RNA, 476 nt
Organism: Tigriopus californicus
Lineage: Eukaryota; Metazoa; Arthropoda; Copepoda; Harpacticoida; Harpacticidae
Product: transmembrane emp24 domain-containing protein 5-like
Biological process (GO): endoplasmic reticulum to Golgi vesicle-mediated transport; Golgi organization; intracellular protein transport
Cellular component (GO): COPII-coated ER to Golgi transport vesicle; endoplasmic reticulum; Golgi apparatus
Source: RefSeq, a predicted model, not a curated record
AGGUGAAAGACAUCGAAGACGCCUUGCGACAAAUUAAAGACCGUGUGUCGCGAUCCCGACAUUUUCAAGACCAGAUCCGAGCUUUUGAAUUUCGAGAUCGGUCCAUCGCCGAACACAAUUUUGAACGAGUCAACUUCUGGUCGGUGGUGCAAUUUCUUCUCAUGGUUGGGGUAGGGAUAACCCAAGUGGUCAUGGUUCGUAGUUUGUUUGAUGAAAAAUCAUAUUUACAUGGGAUUUGGAAACGCUUUUGCUGACACCCACUGACCUGUCUAAGCCAACUCAAAUCUGGUCGAUCUGGCCCAACUCAAAUCUCGCAUUUGGGCCAAAAUGGAGGUGAAAACAAGUCUUUAACCCGAUGUUUGAUUGCUGGAAUCAGUCAUGUAUUUUCAAGUCACAACACAAAAGCGAUGGAAAGUAAUACAAAAACUGCUUUGAAGGUCAUGAAACUAAUAAAACAUGGUUGAUUUUUUAACCCA